CGUCUCCCAACCGAACAAAGCGCCAACGUAUGUGCUCCAACAGAACACGAUACGCCAUUCCGAUAUAGAACUAAUUCAAUGGACCAACAUAAUGGAGCCUUCCUUCAAGAGACAAAGGAUAUCGGAGACGCGAGGACUGCAGCGACACAGCCCGGGUUAUGAUGGCCUUAGCAGAUCCUACGACCCCGCCACCUUGCGACAACCUCUCAAUCCGAGCAAUGGCGCGACUUACAACCGCAAUAAUGACUCCACCAAGUUAUACGGGGCAGUUAAUGCGCGACAAGGCCCUGCCAACUUUGGAGACGAUCAGUUUGACGACGACGAAGAGUCUGGAGAGGAAUACUACGAAGAGGAAGCGCCAGAAGCCGACCUACAAGCGACGAGGCAGAAGCUCGAUAACAAGCUGAAAUCGACAUUCGAGGCCAUAUUUGAGAAGUACGGCAAGGAUUUUACUGGAGUCGGAGACGAAAUCGAUUUGCGCACUGGCGAGAUCAUAGUGGAUAACGGGCAUGUCGCGGAAAUGCAUGCUGAGACUGAUGCUGGUGAAGUCAGGGGGAGGGGGAUGUUGAGGGCAUUCACUGAGGAGCCUGAGCACGCACGGCUCCCGCAGGAGGAUGUAGAGGAUUCUAACGCUACGGAUGAGGGCGACGAAGAUACAGACACGGACUAUCAUGUGCGCGGAAGACAAAUGCUGCGAGCUUUCACCCAGGAACCAGAGUUUGGACAAGAAGCUGGCACGGAAGAGGACGAGAACGAGUAUGAUGGGGAUACGAGCAAGCUGAUUCCUAUUGAUGAAGAUGAGAGCGAUGAUGAUGAUAUACUAUACCAAAACAGUGGCGUUAUCCCUGCGAAGUCGAUGGCACCGCCUCCCAGGCCACCCCUUCACAAGCCAUCUCAACAGAAACCACAGUCUAGGUUCCACACGCCGAAACCCCUUCCAAGACAACGACUAUGGAGCACUGGCGCCGCCGACACAUUAGAACCAGACAUCGUUUCGCAGUUUGGCCAGGAGCUUGGCCCGCGAAUCGUCGAAUACGUGUCGAGGCAAAAAUCUGUCGACGAAGGAAGCAUUGAUCCGAAAUGGCGCACCCCAGCCCUACCAGCAGCAACGGCAGGAAAAAGGCCAAUUCUCAAAUCCAUGAUCCUGCAACCAGACACCGAACGCUCGCCCUCGCCAAAUGAAGACUCGCUGUGGGCUCCCGAGAAGAAGCGACGGCGUAGAAGGCGCAAGGCUGAGAUGAUAAAUAAGGAGCCAGCUGGGGAAAGCGAGACGGUUGUGCGAGAUAGAACGGUUAUUUCGAAGGAGAAGAUUACGAGAUCGAGUGUGUCUGCACAAGCAGCUCUCCCACCAAAGAGUGCCCAGGUUGAUGCGCCACAGAACCCACAGCAGGAUUUGGUAUCUGAGAGUGAAGGCCAGAAUGCAGAUGAUCACCCGUUCAUCGACAAUGAGCCUGGUAACUCUGGUGAUGCUAGAGAUUCUGAGGUCGGAAUUUCUCGUUAUUCUAUACUAGUAAAACGGAAGAACAAAAGGCCCGGAUUAAGUGAAAUGGUUCUCCCGAGGAACAAGUACACAAAGGAAGAAGACGAACAGAUUGUGGAAUGGUGCAAGAAGGUCCACACCGAGACGGAGUAUCCUCUCUGGGCCGAAGAGCACUGGGAGUUGCUCAGCAAAAAGAACCCCAGACAUAGUGGCACGGCUUACAGGCAGCGUUACCGCAGGUUGUAUGACCGAAAUGGGGGCCAGCACCCAUUUCUUGAGCCGGGGAUGGCUGGCCAAGACGCGCCGAAAGAUUCGACCGUAGAGUCAGAUCCUCCAACAGACAGUGGCGCAACCAUUCGCGCGCUUAGAUUGGACCGAACUACUGGGGGUCCGCCAUUCAGUGAGCAUAACUUUGCUAAAACUAUGUGGGCGUUCCAGAACAGAUCCGGUCCUCUGAAGAAACAGUCUAAACCUCUGGGAGAUGGGAGUUCUGUCGAAGGUACGCCGAAAUCGAAAGAAGCUGCCCUAAAGUCCCGUUCUGGUACAGCGGCACGCUUUGCGCCAUUCAAAGAAAUUCUCCAUAAGCUAUACGUAGUAGACGGAUACCCCCUAGCCAAAGUGAUGGGUAUUAUGGAACUUCAACACAAGUUCACAGAGAAUAAUUGGCAGUAUAGGCACCAAUUUAGGAUCUGGAGGUUCAAAAAGAUCGGGCAUUGGUGGCAAGAGCCAGAGUAUGCGGGGAUGACGUACUGGGAAGCAUGUAAGAAGCUGCAAGGAAAAGAGCGAAAGAAAAACAGCCAAUUGAGAACGGUGGAAGAGCAAGGAGUUUCAUUACCAACGCCAGACCCCGACCAGAUCAAUAAGAUCGAGGCACGGAGCAUAGAGUGGAGGGAGAGGCGAAUAAAGCAUCUAGAGACGACGGGUCAAUUGCUAGAGCUGGAUCAUGAUGAGACCGAACAAAGUCAGGAUGGAAUGGGCAACGACCAAGGUAAUGAUGACAGUGAUCCUCUUUUUGAGCGAGAGGAUGAUGACCAAAGUAACAAUGGCACUGGUCCCCUUUCCGAGGCAGGGGAUGACGAAAGUAACAAUGUCACUGGUCCUCUUUCUGAGGCAGGGGAUUCCUUCGACUUCUCAAAACUUCUCCAGGGUGCAUCGGAUUAUAUCUCGCCGAACUCGACAACAACCGUGGAGGGAGAAGACCAAAUGGUUGAGCUUCCCGAGAAUAGAAGCGAACAGAACCACAACCCGGAAAUUAUCCACGCUGGUCGAUUUCUCCGCUCGAGGGUAAUCCCAAAUUCUCAGUCGUCUCAAGAUCUGAUGUCACCAAGUACGAGCCAGGCGAAGCAGGAUCAAGUUAUGGAGCCAAUGGUACCGUUGAGUCCUGAUGCUCUUGAUCCUUCUUAUAUGUUCUCCGACGAAGAGGAUGAAGCUGCGCCUGUAGUUCCACGGACCGACGCGCCGAAUCCCCAGGCCUCUUCUGCGACAGCCGAGUCUCCCCAGCCUCAACCCCUGAGCGACCAGGCACCUUUGAUAACACCACCAUCACAAGAGCCGGAUGUCCCACCUCAAGACGCUCCCGCAAAGACAUCACCUGCCGAACAGCUCGAUGCUGUCACGACUUCUGUGGAAAUUAAAGACGAACCAGAGAUUGGCUGUGGCUUAGGUGAUAUCUACUCUCUCCCACGCAGCCCACCACGCCUUCCUACACCACCACAACCAGCUACAUCCGGCAGCGGCCUUCGCGUCGUAAUCACACAACCCGACAGCUCCUCACCUCUCACUUCCCCAGCCGCUCGCACCCCUACCCCGCCAAACACCCUCACUAUCUCCUCCGCCUCAAAAGCUACCCCGAAACGGAGCGUAGUGCAUGAAUCAACGCCGCGACGCAGCCAGGCGUCUUUGCUAAGGUUAUCAGUUACGCCCACUUCCCAACGGAAUCGGAUGGAGAGAUCCACGAGUAGACCCCGCUUCGUGUCUCGGUCGGGGAAAGGAUCGGUGCGCUCGCGAGGGUCUAUGACGCCGCUUUCAAGGCUGGCAGUGCGGUCACCUUUGCGGCUUGAUGAUGAUGAGGGUGAGGAUGAAGACGGGGUUGAGGAUGUUACCCACAUUUUGUCUCGGCGCAGUAGGGGAUUAGGGGAUGGGAUGUCAAAUCUUUCGACUCCUAAGGUUGAUGGCGCGGGUACGUCAGUGAUGGGGACACCGUCCCGGCGAGGCAGAGUAGGAGGGAGUAAUGAAGUGAAGAGUGAGGAUGGAGACCUGAUGCAGACGCCAGGUGGGGCGUGGAGGAGGUGCGGGGAGAGCGGAUAUAAAUGUGGGAGGGGGUUUUGUUUUCGGUGCUCUGUUGAUGGGGAGGGCGAGGUUGGCGUGUGAGUGUCUUCUGGCUAAGAGUAGGUGGAAGUUGUUGUGUAGUAGUGCCCCCUGUCACAUAGGAUACGGAGGUUGAAUUUAGUAAGCUGGCCUAUUAAUGCUUAUGUUCACAACCGCCCUCUAGAGCGGUUGUCUAAGGGUUUUACUCAAAAAUAGUAAAAAUAAUUAUUCUAGUAAGCUUAUAUCCUG
Molecule: messenger RNA, 4036 nt
Organism: Pseudogymnoascus verrucosus
Lineage: Eukaryota; Fungi; Ascomycota; Leotiomycetes; Thelebolales; Thelebolaceae
Exons: 3
Coding region: 92-3850 (1252 amino acids)
Cellular component (GO): nucleus
Molecular function (GO): histone binding; protein heterodimerization activity
Source: RefSeq, a predicted model, not a curated record